ACGACCACUCUAUCUACCGUACCUACCUCCUUAGCCCCCCACUUCAACAACAAAUCCUCUCAUCACUUCCAGUCAAAUCAAAAUUUGUGAACGGAGUUGGAAUACAAACAAUCAGAAGGUGACAUAAUUCCUUUCCACGCGAUCUUCUUCCCACUCCUAUCCAGUGCUUUUCCAGGACCAGAGGGACGCAUUUAUCUAUCGUCAAUAUGUCAGGUCUCGACGUUGAGGCUCUCCUCGAAUCCACCGCCGCUCCUACUCAGGAUGCCCCUCGCUCCCAAGACCAGGAUGACAACUCCAAGGCCGACAGCAGUGACCGACGUGACCGGGACCUCUCUCGCGAGAAAGAUCGCAAACGCCGGGACCGCAGCCGGGACCGCCGCCGCGACCGAGAUGCCGAUGGGGAUGAAGACAUGAAGAGCCCGAGAAGCGAACGUGGCAGUGCUAACGGAAGCCAUAGAAGCAGAAAGAGGAGCAGGAGCCGCGACAGUGAACGUCGCCGGGCGCGUCGUGACCGCUACGGCGAUGACAGCCGUUCUGGCGGCGACUUCUACCGCGGAGGUGGCCGGGCCCGCACUCGAUCUCGAUCCCCCUAUGAUGACCGUUACUACCGACCCUCCGGUCGUUCCCGCCGUGAUGAACGGGACGAUGACCGUCGCUCUCGCCGUGAACGUGACACUCGCCGACGCAGCCCUACCAAGAGUCGAGAGAGAACCCCGGAGCUAAACGAAGAUGAACGCGACAGACGCACUAUCUUCGUGCAGCAGCUUGCUGCGCGGUUGCGAACGAAAGAGUUGAUUGCUUUCUUUGAGAAAGUAGGACCUGUUAAGGAAGCCCAGAUUGUCAAGGACCGUGUCAGUGGAAGAUCUAAGGGUGUCGGCUACGUUGAAUUUAAACAGGAGGAAUCCGUCGCACCUGCUAUCCAGCUUACCGGACAGAAGCUUCUAGGAAUCCCUAUCAUCGCACAAUUGACUGAGGCUGAAAAGAACCGCCAGGCGCGCAACCCCGAAGCCAGCACUAGCCACAAUCACGCAGCUCCGUUUCACAGGUUGUACGUGGGUAACAUUCAUUUCAGCAUCACUGAAAGUGACCUUCAGAAUGUUUUUGAGCCUUUUGGCGAACUCGAAUUUGUUCAACUGCAGAAGGAUGAGACUGGUCGGAGUCGGGGGUAUGGUUUCGUGCAAUUCCGUGAUCCUAACCAGGCUCGAGAAGCAUUGGAAAAGAUGAAUGGUUUUGACCUUGCCGGUCGAGCUAUCCGCGUUGGCCUUGGCAACGAUAAGUUCACCCCCGAGUCAACCGCGCAACGCUUGCAGAGCCAAGGUGCAAACCCACAGUCUUUCCAGGGAUCUUCAUUCUCCGGCCACGGCGGCCGUGGUGUACAAGCCGGUGGCACUAACAACUUCGACCGUGCGGGUGGCCGCGAUUCUGAAAAGGGAGCUGGCGCUAGUGCGCUUGAUGACACAGAUGUUGCCGGUGUGAACUUCAACAACUAUAGUAGGGACGCAUUGAUGAGGAAACUCGCAAGAACAGAUGAACCCUCGGAGCCAUCCGCAGACGACAAGCAGAAAGUGCUUCGGCCCAAAACGGAAACCAAACCCUUGCCCGUUAAUGUCAACAUGGCGAGUCGAUGCGUGAUGCUUCGUAACAUGUUUGAUCCCUCUGAGGAGGAAGGCGAAGUCUGGAUUAAAGAACUGGAGGAUGACGUCCGCGCUGAGUGCGAAGAAAAAUAUGGCCAUGUUGUUCACAUUGCACUAGAUCCCAACUCGCAAGGCGACAUCUAUCUCAAGUUUGACCGAGUCCAGGGCGGAGAAAACGCCAUCAAGGGCUUGAACGGACGAUUCUUCGGUGGCAAACAGAUCACUGCCCAACCCGUCGUCGACGCUGUUUACAGCAGCUUGUUCUCUCGCACCAAGGCAAUCUAGUGUUCGAUUCGCUGACCACCGCGCCUGCCAAUACUUACACCGUGGUAGGUAUUAUUACAUCUAAUACUUCUUCUAUUAGGUGCAAACUGGCGACGUCAGAAUCCGCGCAUUUUACCUUGGAACCCUCGCACUCGGCUGUGCCAUGUUGCUUGGAGUACUGGGUGCCACUGCCCCUGGUAGGUGCUGUUCUUUGACGUCUUGCUUUUUUCACUUUAUAAUUUCUACAAGCUCAAAGCUUGGCGUGAAAUGAUAUGUCUAUAGGAAUUUGUACAUUGAUUUAGCACGAAUGGAUCCUUUUCUUUCUAUAUAGU
Molecule: messenger RNA, 2230 nt
Organism: Aspergillus steynii IBT 23096
Lineage: Eukaryota; Fungi; Ascomycota; Eurotiomycetes; Eurotiales; Aspergillaceae
Product: putative RNA splicing factor (Pad-1)
Exons: 5
Coding region: 207-1919 (570 amino acids)
Biological process (GO): mRNA processing
Cellular component (GO): nucleus
Molecular function (GO): RNA binding
Source: RefSeq, a predicted model, not a curated record